CGCACACAAGGAUUAGAGGGUUGCUGCGAGUGUCUGCUCAAAGAGAAGUAGCCAGAAGACAGAAAGAGAUAAAAAAAAAAAAAAAAAAAAAAAGAUUCUCCAGAAAAGGAUAGCCUUACUAUUGUGGAUAAGUGAUCUGAUUUACCUUUACACAGGCUCUUCCUCUCAUCUCACGCCAAGCUGAAGCCCUGCUGAGCCUUCACCUGGGGGAGAGCAGAUAAGCCAAGGGACUAUAUAGCCUGGACCUCCACACAGGGAGCCAUGUGAGUGGCACCCCUCCACCCACUUCACACUACAGAGGUCCCCCCACAGUCUGCUCUCAAAGCUGGGGAAACACAACCAGGAUUUUGUUCCCCUCAGUGGAGCCUUCACUUUCAGGGCUUGCGUGGAGGGACUCUCCAGGCUCGGCGUACCCCAGCGGGAGACACUUAUCUCUAGGCACUGGUCGGGGUGUGAGUGCCCCCUGGUCUGGAGGCCAGCCAGCAGCACUCCAGCACCAUGGAUUACCUGUUUGGGAUUUUAGUGCUGCUGUGUGGGGCGGUGCAGCCGGGAAGAGGUGAUGAGUCCAAGCACAACGUACCCAGGCUAAAGCUGUCAUACAAGGAGAUGUUAGAGACCAGUAACCUUGUCACCUUCAAUGGCUUGGCCAACAGCUCGAGCUACGAUGCUUUCCUAUUGGAUGAGGAACGAGGGAGACUACUGGUCGGAGCCGAGGACCACAUCUUCUCAUUCGACCUCGUCAACAUUAACAGAGACCACAAACAGAUUGCGUGGCCUGCCACCCCCUCUAAGAGGGAUGAAUGCAAGUGGGCAGGGAAAGACCUUGGGAAAGAGUGUUCUAACUUCAUCCGGGUCCUCCAGCCCUACAACCAGACCCACAUGUACAUCUGUGGCACAGGAGCCUUCCACCCCAUCUGUUCUUUUCUAGAAAUGGGAAAAAGAGCAGAGGACAACAUCUUUCGACUGGCCUCGCAUUUUGAGAAUGGCCGCGGGAAAAGCCCCUACGACCCCAAAAUGCUCUCGGCCUCGCUUCUGAUCGAUGGAGAGCUGUACUCUGGCACAUCUGCUGAUUUCAUGGGAAGGGACUUUGCUAUUUUCCGUACCCUGGGAGAUCAUCAUCCAAUCAGAACAGAGCAGCAUGAUUCAAGAUGGCUUAAUGACCCCAGGUUCAUAAGUGUUCACUUGAUCCCAGAAAGUGACAACCCCGAAGACGACAAGAUCUUCCUGUUUUUCAAAGAGAACGCCAUGGACGGAGAGCACACUGGCAAGGCUACCAUCGCCAGGAUAGGACAACUGUGUAAGAAUGACAUGGGAGGUCACAGGAGUCUGGUGAACAAGUGGACCACUUUUCUCAAGGCCCGGCUAAUGUGUUCAGUGCCCGGGGUUACCGGCAUUGAUACACACUUUGAUGAGCUACAGGACGUGUUCCUCAUGAGCUCCAAGGACCCGAAAAAUCCACUUAUCUAUGCUGUAUUCACCACAUCCAGUAACAUCUUUAAAGGCUCAGCAGUGUGCAUGUACAACAUGGCAGACAUCAGGAGGGUUUUCCUGGGCCCCUACGCCCACAGAGAUGGACCCAACUACCAGUGGGUGCCUUUCCAAGGGAGGGUGCCCUACCCGCGCCCUGGAACUUGCCCCAGCAAGACAUUUGGAGGAUUCGACUCCACAAAAGACCUCCCUGAUGAUGUCAUCACCUUCGCCAGGGGUCACCCAGCCAUGUACAACCCAGUGCACCCGAUAGGUGGGCGUCCCAUCAUGGUGCGGACAGACGUGGACUACCAGUUCUCCCAGCUGGUGGUGGACAGAGUGGAGGCAGAGGACGGACAGUAUGACGUCAUGUUCAUCGGGACAGACAUGGGCACCGUACUGAAGGUGGUGACAAUCCCCAGAGAGAGCUGGCAUGACCUGGAAGAGGUGGUGCUUGAAGAGAUGACUGUCUUCCGGGAGCCUACUCCCAUUACUGCUAUGGAGCUGUCCACAAAGCAGCAACAGCUGUACCUUGGCUCGGGCCUGGGUGUAUCACAGAUGUCUUUACACCGUUGCGAGGUGUAUGGGAAAGCUUGCGCUGAGUGCUGCCUGGCCAGAGACCCUUACUGCGCCUGGGACGGCAGCGAGUGCUCGAGAUACUUUCCUACCGCCAAGAGGCGAACCAGGCGACAGGACAUCAGAAACGGAGACCCUCUCUCCCAGUGCUCAGAUCUUCAGCAUCACGACGACAUGGAUGGCUUAGGAGGCAGCGUGGAGGACAGGAGUGUGUAUGGCGUGGAGAACAGCAGUAUGUUCCUGGAGUGCAGCCCCAAGUCUCAGAGAGCGCUCGUUUACUGGCAGCUGCAGAAGCCCAACGACGACCGCAAGCUCGAGAUCAAGCGAGAUGACAGGGUGCUGCGUACAGACCAGGGCCUGCUCAUACGCAGUCUGGCUCAGUCUGACACAGGUAUCUACCACUGCCAAGCUGUCGAACACGGCUUUAUCCAGCCCCUACUGCGCCUCAACCUCCAGGUCAUCCCCGCCCAGAGACUGGGUGACAUCCUACCUGGGCUUUCCAGUGCGGGGGGUGGGGUAGGUCACUCUCCCAAGCACAGGCUGUGGUAUCGAGACUUCCUGUCUCUCUUAGACCACCCAGACCUCAACAGCGUGGAGGAGUUUUGCGAUCAAGUUUGGAAGAAAGAACGAAAACAGAAGAGGGUGAAGACGCCCAAUGGCAACAGUCAGGGUAAACCCGACAGCACCGGUGGUUCUAACCCUGCAUUAAGACCUAAAGCUUUGGCUCCCAAUGCUCAGAAGCAGCAAGCCAGUCCACCACAGAGCAGGCCAUGGCCUCAGGCUGGAGCUCCGACAGUGGAAGGGCCAGCACGGAGCCAGACUACCCAGAAAGGUCAACCGAAUCUGGGUACGUUGACUGGCCAGGCACCUAAGAACAAUCAGAAGACGCAGAACGUCCAGAAGGGGCAGGGCAGCCUGGCUGGUUCUCAGGCCGCGGGGGGGUCUCGGGCGAGCAGCCAGCACGCGGCCAAAUGGAGACGGAUGCAGGAAAAUAAGAAGGGACGCAACAGGAGGACCCAUGAGCUUCAAAGACCCCCACGUAGCGUUUGAGGAAAAAGCACAGAGAUGCACACAUGCAGCCAGAUCUACACACACAAGCACAAACUUCAAUUCAGUGACCUCGCCAUAACAACAGCAGAACAAAGACCCAUAAAAAAAACAGCAGCGCACACUUUUAGGUAGAAAUACAUGAGCUGCACUCGUGUAACACCAUAAAGCUCUCAUUCAAAGACACAUACACAAAUGCACAUAACCUGUGAAGAGGACAAAGAUGAACAGAGGACUGUAAAACUGGAAUGCAUACUGUAAAUGUGUGAGGAUAUGGCUGGUUGCCUGGGAUACUGCCUGGCAGACACUUCAACCUCCUGUACAUAAGCUACUAAAAUAGGACUGGGACAGAAAUGUUUAGUGAGGUUUGUUGGUAAGCAGAUGGACUUAAAAUGCUGAGAGGACAGUUGUGGAGACAUUAAUAGAUACACAGACAUUUGUGGAAGCAGAAAGAAUGCAUCCACUGCAAUCUGCUGCCCUCUUUGACCUGAGCAUGUGAACCGCAAGAUAGUGUACAUGGAAUGGAUUAAAAACUCUUAUUUUGAAGAACUGUUUGAGGAGAAAAGAACCUUCCAUCCAGUCUUUCGAGUGAAGACAGACAACAGAACUCUUAAAGGAGGAAAGGGAAGGGUUGCACCAGUGGCCCUCAUGUUGUUCAAAAACAAAUAGAAGCAUUAUUACAUGCAAAAACUGCAAAGUCAUACCAUGGUGCAAAGAAAGUGCUUCGUCAUAACCUUCUCCACCUGAGGCUGGGAAAGCAUUGUGCAUGUUGUUGUCAAUCAAUGUUUUAAUAAGCUAGUUAUUUUAUGGAAUUCUAAAGGCUUUUUUUUUUUUUUUUUUUUUUUUUUUUACACCCUACCUAAAAUAAAUGUUACAUGUCCUUUUAUAUUUCCUUUCCAGACCUGUGCUUCUAUUUUUGGGGCAAAAAAUUACAAGCAACAUAGUAGUCUCAUUGUGCAUUAUCCCUUCUGCUCUUGAGGAUUCUGUGUAAGUUAUUAUGUUGUUGCUUUUUCUGGGAUUUAUAGAAUCUGGGCACGAAUUCCAGUUGUAGGCUAUGCUAAAAACCCAGUCUGAAAUAGACUGGCAGUUGUUUUGUGUACAUAUAUACAACAAACUAAACUCUCUGUGUAUAUAGAGUACAUAUACAGUACAAGAACACCACUUGAUUAUUAUUUAUUGCUCAUUGUUUUGUGAAAGGGUUGCAUUUAUUUUUGAUAUUACGGUAUUUUUGGCUCAUCAAUAUAUUGGAGAAACAAUGGCAACAGCAACUGAGAAAACUUUGAUGGACCAACUGGCUGAAAUUGUGUCAAGGAAUCCCUUUUUGGGGAGAAAAGGGUUGAAAAUGACUUAAGUUUAGGAGCACCAUUACAGGGGCUUGUGUCAUUAAUACAUUUUUGACAGAGAUCCCGCUAACGAUAAGCACAAUUUUUUCUCUUUUUACUUUCAUAACAGAUGCUUUCAUUACAUUUUAUUUUUUCCCAAAUCCAUCCACGUCUUCGUUCAUCCAGUAUCCAUUAUGUGUAAGAUAAUUCCCCAAACGGAAAAACAUUAGCUGUGAAUCUCUGUAAGAAAUAGUGGAGAAAAAUGUUAAAUUUAGUCUGAAGGAGAAGACACGUUAUACUGCAUGUGAAUGCUACCUACAGUAAGUGCAUCUUUUUAUCGUCUCUACGUGUUUUGUGUGAGAGGUAAAGUUCCCUUAAAUCAAGGUGUGAAUUACUUUUGUCCUUCUGCCAAAACAGUGAUAUUAACAACUAAUGAUACUCUGGCCAAAGCUGUAGAUCCAAGCUCCUUAAACUUUGAUUCAACAAAGGUACCCCCUGUCUCCCCUGUCCCC
This is a messenger RNA of Perca flavescens (yellow perch), 4924 nucleotides long. RefSeq names its product sema domain, immunoglobulin domain (Ig), short basic domain, secreted, (semaphorin) 3Aa (gene sema3aa). Lineage: Eukaryota; Metazoa; Chordata; Actinopteri; Perciformes; Percidae. Gene Ontology annotation, biological process: motor neuron axon guidance; semaphorin-plexin signaling pathway; positive regulation of cell migration. Bases 499 to 3093 code for a protein of 864 amino acids. The record is from RefSeq and is a predicted model, not a curated record. Gene Ontology annotation, molecular function: neuropilin binding; semaphorin receptor binding; chemorepellent activity. The transcript has 17 exons. Gene Ontology annotation, cellular component: glutamatergic synapse; axon; plasma membrane.